UCAUUUUUCAUCGUCAGCAGCAUCCAGUCAAUCCACGAAACCCCUUUAAUUUAGUCGAUUCCAAUAAUUAAUCUUCUCCUUCAAUUGUUGCAAAACUUGUUAGGAAACAAGCUAAACUUGAUUCAUAUAUGUUAACGUCAAAAUUCAUCGCCAUCGCAUUCAAUCCACAAAUUCAUCCGAGUUUCUCCACUCUCAGGGCGAAGCAGUUUAUGGCGCCUCCACCGGUUUUGGCUUUAGCUCUGCCGUCGGAAACGGGCCGGGUCCUCAGUAUUCAGUCGCACACUGUUCAGGGCUAUGUCGGCAACAAAUCAGCUGUGUUUCCUCUACAGUUGCUCGGAUAUGAUGUAGAUCCAAUAAAUUCAGUUCAGUUUUCAAACCACACAGGGUAUCCUACUUUUAAGGGUCAGGUCUUGAAUGGAGACCAACUUUGGGAUUUGAUAGAAGGCCUUGAAGCCAAUAAUCUGUUGUUCUACACACAUCUACUUACAGGUUAUAUUGGUUCAGUCUCCUUCUUGAAUACUGUUCUAAGAGUUGUGGAUAAGCUUAGGUCUGUCAACCCUGGACUUACAUAUGUUUGUGAUCCAGUUUUAGGUGAUGAAGGAAAACUGUAUGUCCCUGAGGAAUUGGUAUCUGUAUUUCGAGAAAAGGUUAUCCCUGUUGCUUCCAUGUUGACUCCGAAUCAAUUUGAGGCAGAAUUGUUGACGAAAUCCAGGAUUGUAUCUGAGCAAGAUGGCAGGGAAGCAUGCAACUUUAUUCAUGCUGCUGGACCAUCAAAGGUUGUCAUAACGAGCAUAAAUGUAGAUGGAAAACUUCUCCUAAUUGGCAGUCAUCAGAAAGAGAAGGGGCAACCACCUGAGCAGUUCCGGAUUCCAAUCCCCAAAAUUCCUGCUUAUUUCACGGGAACAGGAGAUCUCAUGACUGCACUUUUGCUUGGAUGGAGCAAUAAAUACCCUGACAACCUUGGCAAAGCUGCAGAACUUUCUGUAUCAAGCUUGCAGGCAGUUCUGGUUAGGACAGUAGGAGACUAUACAAGAGCUGGGCACGACUGCCAGUCGAGCAGCUUAGAGAUUCGAUUGAUCCAGAGUCAAGAUGAUAUUCGAAACCCUGAAAUCACAUACAGGGCUGAGAUAUACAACUAAGAAGUCGACCAAAUCCAUACAAUCAAACAGCCAUAGCACAUUAGGUUGAAAAAACCAUUACUUAUGAAAUACUUCUAUAAGCGAUCCGUAAAGAGUAUCAGCAACGGUAUUGUCCAAAAGAGCAUGUCCGUGCCGUCGGAAUGGCAUUGGAACGGCACACCAUUGCAUGGCUUCCGCUGGAACGAGUGCGCUCGCUUUGGGGAGCCCCGCUCUUGCUGACGUACCAAAAUUUUUCUAUCCCCUCUCUUGCUGACGUACCAAAAUUUUUCUAUCCCCUCUGUCCCUAAAAAUAAGGACUUUGGGGACGACACGUGUUUUAAUACGAAAUUGAUAAAGAGGGAGCAAAUUGUCUGUAAAGUCAUGAACUUUCAAAAUAGUUUGAUUUUUUUUGUAAACUUUAAAUGUGGCAUGAAAAAUCAUGAACUUUGCCGGACUGUGUAAGUUUAUCAUCUGACCUGGCCCGAUAGAUUUCUGACACACGCUUAUCCUACGUGGCGCCCUGGAAGCGUGACUUGCCAAAUGACAAAUUUAGUAUUCAAUUCGAAUUGAGAAAUUAAUGUUUCUUUUAUGUUGUAUUCGAUUUGUAUGUUUAUGUCGAUUUGUAUGUUGAAUUUGAUUUGUAUGUUUUCAUUUGUGCUAGUUGUAUGUUUGUGAUAACUCCAGAGUUAUUGUGAAGUCGUGCUUCCGGCGCGCCACGCAGGAUAAGUUUGUGUUGGAAAAUCUAUGGGAUCAGGUCAGAUGAGAAAUUUAUACAGUCCACUAAAAUUCAUAACAUUUCAUGCAACAUUUAAAGUUUACGAAAAAAACCAAAUUAUUUUGAAAGUUCGUGAAUUUACAUGCAAUCUACCCUAAUUAUUUUA
Molecule: messenger RNA, 1999 nt
Organism: Salvia splendens (bonfire salvia)
Lineage: Eukaryota; Viridiplantae; Streptophyta; Magnoliopsida; Lamiales; Lamiaceae
Product: pyridoxal kinase
Exons: 14
Coding region: 129-1139 (336 amino acids)
Biological process (GO): pyridoxal 5'-phosphate salvage
Cellular component (GO): cytosol
Molecular function (GO): pyridoxal kinase activity
Source: RefSeq, a predicted model, not a curated record